GUAUAAAUAUAAGGUUUAGAAAGUUAUGAUUAGAUACAAAAUUUAUUUCAGUACGUAAACAUACAAGUUGGUGUUUGUAUAUUGCCAUCGUGAAAACUGAUUUACUCUGAUUGUUAUGGUUCGGAAGCAAGAUGUAUUUCUCACGUGCAUGUUUAUAUUGCACGUGAGUCUCGGUGCACACACUCCAGCAGCGAAGGUGAAUCCGGCAGAAUGUCGAUCUUUGAUGGACUUGUAUCUUGUUGUUGACGGCUCUGACAGUAUUUCCUACCCAGACUUUAAUCUCUUAAAGAGGGCCAUAGAGAACUUGAUACCAGAGAUAGACCUCGGACAUGACAAAGCCCGGAUAGGCAUGCUAGUGUACAGCUCGGACGUGCCAGACCAAAGUAAACAUGUAUUCUCUUACGACCGUAACUACCUCAUCAAUGCUGCUCGAACGUUGCAGCACCCGCGUGAGGGCACUAAAACAUGGCUUGGUAUUAAGCAUAUGCAGAAAACGUUCAAGAAACACGGCCGUGAUGGCGUCCCGUGGGUAUGUGUUGUAAUCACCGACGGUAUCAGUAAGAACAGGACAGCCACUAUAGAGGAAGCCGACAAAGCGGCCAAGAUGGGCAUUAGCAUGUUUGCCGUCGGCAUCGGCCACAAGAUCGCUAUCGAAGAGCUGGAAGAAAUAGCAUCCACUACGAAUCAAGUUAUGGCAAUAAAAGAUUUCAGUGAACUCCAGUAUAUGCUACAAACUAUGAUGUUUAGGAUUUGUCCUUGCCCGGUUCCACCAACCUUACCUCUUGCCAAGUGUAACGACGGACCACGUGCAAUUGGGAGCGUGCGCACGUACCAAUGUGCGCAUGGAUAUCUGCAACGAGGAAACCCAGACAUCACGUGUCAAGGUGACUUCACGUGGACAGACCUGUCAGCCGAUUUUGAGUGUGUCCCCUGUGGUGUGAACACACCAGUAGUUAAGUAUGGUACAUGCAGUGGUGGAGACAACACAAUUGGAACUGUCCGGACUUACAGCUGUAACAAAGGCUACCGUCCGAUGGGAGAUCCUACUACUAAGUGUAUGAAGGAUGCCACAUGGAGUAUACCUUCUUUUGAAUGUGUUCCUUGCGGAAGCACACCUGCAAUUGUAAAUGGUAUAUGUGGGUCGGGAAAGUUUACAAUUGGAGCUCACAGAACACUUUCAUGUAAACCAGGAUAUCGCGCCAUUGGAAAAGCAGAAAUCGUUUGCCUUGAUGACCCGACCUGGGACCGUCCUCAGUGGAGUGUACCUGACUUCAAAUGUGUUCCAUGCGGGAAUACACCAGCCAUUACUCAUGGUAUAUGUGGUGACGGUGACUUUAUGAUUGGAGCCCAUAGAACACUUUCAUGUAAACCAGGAUAUCGCGCCAUUGGUAAAGCAGACAUCGUAUGCCUUGAUGACCCGACAUGGGACCGUCCUCAGUGGAGUGUACCUGACUUUCAAUGUGUCCCUUGUGGAAAUACACCCUCCAUUACUCAUGGUAUAUGUGGUGACGGUGAUUUCAUGAUCGGUUCUCACCGAACACUUUCGUGUAAGCCCGGAUAUCGCGCCUUUGGUAAAGCAGACAUCGUAUGCCUUGAUGACCCGACCUGGGACCGUCCUCAGUGGAGUGUACCUGACUUCCAAUGUGUUCCUUGCGGAAAUACACCAGCCAUUACUCAUGGUAUAUGUGGUGACGGUGACUUCAUGAUUGGAGCCCACAGAACACUUUCAUGUAAACCUGGAUAUCGUGCCAUUGGUAAAGCAGACAUCGUAUGUCUUGAUAACCCGACCUGGGACCGUCCUCAGUGGAGUGUACCCGACUUUCAGUGUGUGCCCUGCGGAAAUACACCAGCCAUUACUCAUGGUAUAUGUGGUGACGGUGACUUCAUGAUUGGAGCCCACAGAACACUUUCAUGUAAACCUGGAUAUCGCGCCAUUGGUAAAGCAGACAUCGUAUGCCUUGAUGACCCGACCUGGGACCGUCCUCAGUGGAGUGUACCUGACUUCCAAUGUGUUCCCUGCGGAAAUACACCAGCCAUUACUCACGGUAUAUGUGGUGACGGUGACUUUAUGAUUGGAGCCCAUAGAACACUUUCAUGUAAACCAGGAUAUCGCGCCAUUGGAAAAGCAGAAAUCGUUUGCCUUGAUGACCCGACCUGGGACCGUCCUCAGUGGAGUGUACCUGACUUCCAAUGUGUUCCAUGCGGGAAUACACCAGCCAUUACUCACGGUAUAUGUAGUGACGGUGCUUUCGUGAUCGGUGCUCACCGAACACUUUCGUGUAAACCUGGAUAUCGCGCCAUUGGUAAAGCAGACAUCGUAUGUCUUGAUGACCCGACCUGGGACCGUCCUCAGUGGAGUGUACCUGAUUUCCAAUGUGUCCCUUGUGGAAAUACACCAGUCAUUACUCAUGGUAUAUGUGGUGACGGUGAUUUCAUGAUCGGUUCUCACCGAACACUUUCGUGUAAGCCCGGAUAUCGCGCCAUUGGUAUAGCAGACAUCGUAUGCCUUGAUGACCCGACAUGGGACCGUCCUCAGUGGAGUGUACCUGACUUCCAAUGUGUCCCUUGUGGAAAUACACCAGCUAUUACUCACGGUAUAUGUGGUGACGGUGAUUUCAUGAUCGGUUCUCACCGAACACUUUCGUGUAAGCCCGGAUAUCGCGCCAUUGGUAUAGCAGACAUCGUAUGCCUUGAUGACCCGACCUGGGACCGUCCUCAGUGGAGCGUACCUGACUUCCAAUGUGUUCCCUGCGGAAAUACACCAGCCAUUACUCAUGGUAUUUGUGGUGACGGUGAUUUCAUGAUCGGUUCUCACCGAACACUUUCGUGUAAGCCCGGAUAUCGCGCCAUUGGUAUAGCAGACAUCGUAUGCCUUGAUGACCCGACCUGGGACCGUCCUCAGUGGAGUGUACCUGACUUCCAAUGUGUUCCCUGCGGAAAUACACCCUCAAUUACUCAUGGUAUAUGUGGUGACGGUGAUUUCAUGAUCGGUUCUCACCGAACACUUUCGUGUAAGCCCGGAUAUCGCGCCAUUGGUAAAGCAGACAUCGUAUGCCUUGAUGACCCGACAUGGGACCGUCCUCAGUGGAGUGUACCUGACUUCCAAUGUGUUCCUUGCGGAAAUACACCAGCCAUUACUCAUGGUAUAUGUGGUGACGGUGAUUUCAUGAUUGGAGCCCACAGAACACUUUCAUGUAAACCUGGAUAUCGCGCCAUUGGUAAAGCAGACAUCGUAUGCCUUGAUGACCCGACCUGGGACCGUCCUCAGUGGAGUGUACCUGACUUCCAAUGUGUUCCCUGCGGAAAUACACCCUCAAUUACUCAUGGUAUAUGUGGUGACGGUGAUUUCAUGAUCGGUUCUCACCGAACACUUUCGUGUAAGCCCGGAUAUCGCGCCAUUGGUAAAGCAGACAUCGUAUGCCUUGAUGACCCGACCUGGGACCGUCCUCAGUGGAGUGUACCUGACUUCCAAUGUGUUCCCUGCGGAAAUACACCCUCAAUUACUCAUGGUAUAUGUGGUGACGGUGAUUUCAUGAUCGGUUCUCACCGAACACUUUCGUGUAAGCCCGGAUAUCGCGCCAUUGGUAUAGCAGACAUCGUAUGCCUUGAUGACCCGACCUGGGACCGUCCUCAGUGGAGUGUACCUGACUUCCAAUGUGUUCCUUGCGGAAAUACACCAGCCAUUACUCAUGGUAUAUGUGGUGACGGUGAUUUCAUGAUUGGAGCCCACAGAACACUUUCGUGUAAGCCCGGAUAUCGCGCCAUUGGUAAAGCAGACAUCGUAUGCCUUGAUGACCCGACCUGGGACCGUCCUCAGUGGAGUGUACCUGACUUCCAGUGUGUCCCUUGUGGAAAUACACCAGCCAUUACUCACGGUAUAUGUGGUGACGGUGAUUUCAUGAUCGGUUCUCACCGAACACUUUCGUGUAAGCCCGGAUAUCGCGCCAUUGGUAAGCAGACAUCGUAUGCCUUGAUGACCCGACUGGGACCGUCCUCACCGGAUAGCUCCCGCCAUUGGUAUAGCAGACAUCGUAUGCCUUUGAUGAGCCGACUGGACCGUCCUCAGUGGAGUGUACCUGACUUCCAAUGUGUUCCUUGCGGAAAUACACCAGACAUUACUCACGGUAUAUGUGGUGACGGUGAGUUCAUGAUUGGAGCCCACAGAACACUUUCGUGUAAGCCUGGAUAUCGCGCCAUUGGUAAAGCAGACAUCGUAUGCCUUGACGACCCGACCUGGGACCGUCCUCAGUGGAGUGUACCUGACUUCCAGUGUGUCCCUUGUGGAAAUACACCAGCCAUUACUCACGGUAUAUGUGGUGACGGUGAUUUCAUGAUCGGUUCUCACCGAACACUUUCGUGUAAGCCCGGAUAUCGCGCUAUUGGUAAAGCAGACAUCGUAUGCCUUGAUGACCCGACCUGGGACCGUCCUCAGUGGAGUGUACCUGACUUCCAAUGUGUUCCUUGCGGAAAUACACCAGACAUUACUCAUGGUAUAUGUGGUGACGGUGAGUUCAUGAUCGGUUCUCACCGAACACUUUCAUGUAAACCUGGAUAUCGCGCCAUUGGUAAAGCAGACAUCGUAUGCCUUGAUGACCCGACAUGGGACCGUCCUCAGUGGAGUGUACCUGACUUCCAAUGUGUUCCCUGCGGAGAUACACCUGUCGUUGACCAUGCCACGUGUAAUGACGGUGACAAUCUUUUAGGCUCACGGCGAACGUACACUUGUGAAAACGGUUAUGUUCUGGAAGGCACCCCUGCCAUAACGUGUCAAGAUAACGCCUCAUGGUCCAUUCCUCAGUUUAGAUGUAAAGAUUGCGGCGAUCCACCUGUAGUUGCAAACGCUUAUACCGGCAUUGGACCAAGUACUGUAGGUACUGAGAGGGUAUACUAUUGUGAAAGUGGGUUCAAGAUGGCUGGUCGUGGUAAGGUCAUGUGCAAACGGAAUGGCAAAUGGCAAAAACCAAACUUUUCCUGUGAAGGAACGAUAACCACGCCUCCUUCAAAAGACCCAAAUGUAUGUGACGGUUGCAGAUAUAUGAAUGGCGUGGGAUAUAACAACCAUCCAUAUGACUGUAACCAGUUUGUGCAGUGUUUUAAAGGCAGGAAAGGUUUGGAACCCAUCUACCGGAAGUGUCCAUUUGGUUUGUUCUGGGAUCAGACUGUCCUCACGUGCAGGCCUUCAGAUGAAGUGAACUGCCCCCACGAUCGUUGUAAGGACCCGUUUGUUCACUCGUAUAAACAUAACGAUCCAAACAAAUGCUGCGCCUACUGGAAGUGUCAACACGGACGAUCCUUUGGUGAAUGUUGCGGAGACGGUUCCUCAUAUAGUCCCUCGAAACAACGGUGCGUUCCCGACUACGAAUGCAAGGCUACUUGUCCAUUCCAGGAUGAAAUCCCAGCGUGUGACAAGCAACCAGCUAAGAAAGACACACAGUUCAAGCAAUAUAUCGGAAACGGUCACUGGACGACAAUGGAUUGCGCUCCUGGCACUGCCUUCAACCCAGUCGAUUGCAAAUGUUCAUUAUUCAUUAUGUCCGUGCCAGGAGAGAAACGACGACAAGUGUGCAAGCCUGAAAUUUAUCUUCCAUUCAGCAAUGGUUUCCAAGACCGAUCGGGAAAAAAUGUUUACAUCAAGCCAGAAAAUGUCACCAUCCAUAGAGGCGCUGCCUACUUCAAUGGAAACUCCCGUAUAUUGAUUAACCGUUUCGCUAAUACGGAAUUUGCCGGAAAUCUCGUGAUCAAAUUCCGGUACAACGAGUUCCGACAAGGAAGUUACUUUAACGAAUUGCAAGCCCUGGUUACCAAUGGUGAUUGCGGGUCCGAUCCUUCGAUUGUUAUAGCCAAGAUGCCUGGACAUGUUCUUCUCGGGGCAAAGGCACGUGCAUCGACAAGUUUUGCACUACCAACACUGGAUAAAGAAUGGAAAGAGGUUAUAUAUAUUCAUAAUACAAAGAAUUUGGAGGGUAGAGUGUGUGGUGCCUCCAAAGCCAAAUGGUCGUACGGCCAUAUAAAAGGAAAUCAUUGCGCAAUGCAAAUAGGCUAUGGCAGCGGGCUACAAUCGUAUGUCGGUCUGAUUGAUGAUUUUUACGUUUACCAGUGCCGUCCAAGAGCUGGAUUACUGAACAUUAACUACUGAAACGGAAUUCUCAACGAUACACCACUGUGAUACAGCGUCACGCGUCUGAAAUCUCCAUUCAUAUAUUUAUAAACGUCUCAUCUUCAUUAUCCAAAACCCAAAGCCGAAUGCUCGUCCUGAAAGGACUUCCAUAAAGCAUUUGUCAACGUGUAGUGCCAUUUGUUUUGUUAUGUGUAUCUUAUAUGUGAGAGAGUAUUUCAUUGAAUAUAUAUGAUCAUGUGUUUAUAAUUAUUAUAUAAUGUGUUUUUGAUUCUGUUGAAUGUUUAAUAUAUAUAGUGAGAGCCGUCACGUUAAAAGGGGCCAUGUAAAAUUUCAAAUGUGAUGCGUCAAGUAAAAACGGGACUGUAUAGAUUUUUGGUAAUUUCUUAGCAAUAGAAUAUCUUUUGCUGUUCGUCUGCGAAAGAAAAAUUACCUAAUUAGUAACUUUAACAUGACGGAUACUAUAAGCUUUAGACUGUAUAUAUAUUCGUAUGUAGGUCUGUUGUUUUUCAUUCAUCUAAUUUAUUUUUAUAUCCAUUAUACAUGAUGUUGAUGCUUAUACGGUAUAAAAUUUCAAAUGUUUACAUUUCAGUCAUUUCGUUUUAAUUGAUUGUUGAUCUAAAUUAUAAACAAUAAAUUAUAGAAAAAA
Molecule: messenger RNA, 6764 nt
Organism: Mercenaria mercenaria
Lineage: Eukaryota; Metazoa; Mollusca; Bivalvia; Venerida; Veneridae
Product: sushi, von Willebrand factor type A, EGF and pentraxin domain-containing protein 1-like
Exons: 13
Coding region: 116-6136 (2006 amino acids)
Cellular component (GO): extracellular region
Molecular function (GO): chitin binding
Source: RefSeq, a predicted model, not a curated record